Molecule: messenger RNA, 1347 nt
Organism: Tetranychus urticae (two-spotted spider mite)
Lineage: Eukaryota; Metazoa; Arthropoda; Arachnida; Trombidiformes; Tetranychidae
Gene: mRpL15
Product: mitochondrial ribosomal protein L15
Biological process (GO): translation
Cellular component (GO): mitochondrial large ribosomal subunit
Molecular function (GO): structural constituent of ribosome
Source: RefSeq, a predicted model, not a curated record
UGGAACCAAGCUGGUUGCCUGGUAACCUUAAACAUGUGUGAUAUAAUUCAUAAAAUUUUAUUUACAACUUAUGAUUUCUUUAAUGUGUUUUGUCUGAUCAUUUACCCGUUAAUUGUUGAUUUUUAAUUAUUAAUUUUCUCGUUUAAAAUGGGGUUUUCGGUGGCCGAAAAAGCUCUACAUAUUUUGCGCUAUAUGCCAAGAGUUACAGCUAAAAACUCUUUGACGUCUCCAAUUCACCCUCGAAGGAGAAUCUAUCCCAGAGGACAAUAUGCUCGUGGAGGAAGACUUCAUUAUCCAAAUAAACACUAUACACAAUAUCAAUUAUUUCCACCGGCAGGCUUUGUAAAUGAUCCUAAAUCGUCGUCUUUAUGGUUUAUGAAAGUUCCUGUCACUAAUUAUUAUAAAGAUGUAUUACAUCGAAGACAAUACCCACAUUUUUCGCUCUAUUCAAUUCAACUUUCUAUUGAUCUUGGAAAUCUUGACCCUAAUGAACCCAUUGAUCUUACUUCAAUUUGUAGAUGCUCAAAUUUUAGAUUGAAUCCAUCUGAUAAUCAUAAUGGUGUGCAAUUAACCGAUCCUGGUUUAGAUUUAUUCAGCUCUCAGAUUAAUAUUGAGGUUCAAUAUGCAAGUGAACAAGUUAUUGCUGCUAUUGAAAGAAAUGGAGGAGUAAUAACUACAGCUUAUUAUGACAUUGGAAGUGUCAUCGCCUUAACUGAUCCAAAAAAAUUUUUUGCUAAAGGUGAACCUAUUCCAAAAAGAUUGCUCCCGCCUCCUGAUUGUAUCGAUUACUAUAUAAAUCCUAAGAAUCGAGGAUAUCUUGCAGAUCCAGAAGAAAUAGCAAAAGAAAGAUUGAAAUUGGCUCAAAAAUACGGAUAUACUUUACCUGAUUUAACAAAAGAUCCCAAGUUCAAGAUGCUAUCCCUUCGAAAAGAUCCGCGACAAGUUUUCUUCGGAUUAGAACCUGGAUGGGUGGUGAAUUUGAAAGAUAAAGAAAUUCUGAAACCAGUUGAUGUAGCUUGGAAAGAAUUUUAUAACAAUUAGUCAUCAUCUUUACAUAGAAAGCAAACUAUGUCGAUAACUGGGUUAGAUCUCAUCAAUAGGUCGGCAACUUGAUCUUAAUGUCUUCUAUUGUAGUCUGUAAAGAGUUUUGAGCUUCUAUUUGCUGAACAAACAUGAAACCUUCUGGACUCGAUAUAAGUCGCGGAAGUUUGAAACAGAAUGCUGUUUAUUGCCUUUUCGCUAUCGAGGUUUGCAUCGAGAUCAUUUCAGAAUAAACUACCAAGUAUAAAUUGCCUUUUUCUUUGUAAAUUAAAGACUUAAUUAAAGUACACAAAUUUUCAUGCUAAA